Molecule: messenger RNA, 1668 nt
Organism: Aureobasidium vineae
Lineage: Eukaryota; Fungi; Ascomycota; Dothideomycetes; Dothideales; Saccotheciaceae
Source: the annotation of a GenBank genome assembly
AUGACUGUCGUCAAGCCAGUUGCGGAGCCUUCAAUCAACGCCCCUAACACUGUCGUCAAGUCGGUCGUAGAAUCUUCAAUCGAUACCCCUGUUGCCGUCGUCAAACCAGACCCUGUGGUGCGCAAAGCCCGUAGAAGCAGAGCUGCGCGCGGAUCCAUGAGCAACGAGCUUGUAACAAGCAUCAAUGAUUCCUUUUCGCACGAGACCCGUGUCACCUCCUCCCGCUCUGGAACACCAAAGGGCAAGGCUGCUGACGAGACUUGGCUCACAGUUCAGAGCCGUGCUCCUGUACACUUCCCUGCCGAGUAUCAUGGUUUGCUGACGUCUCUGUCCCAAGUUCAAUCAAUCAAGCCACCCAAUUGGCUGGAGAUUGGCGUGGAGGCUGAAGGGAUUGACCAGCUGCCAGAACCGGACAGGAUUAUUGCUGCAGCCAUGAGCUGGAACGCCGAGGACUACGCUCAAACAAAGUGUACGUUCUUCAAUCAGUACGACCCGGCAAUGCGCGACCGCAAUCACUGGCGCAACACGCUCAAGUUCGGAGGCAGCAAAUCGAAAGAGAAGGCCGAGAGACUCCUGGCUAUGUGGGAAAGUUUAGGAUGGUUGGAAGAUCCAGAAGCGACCCCCAACAACGCACCGGAGCAUCGCAAAGUUUCGGUCGCGCCCAACCCCCGGAAACGUACCUCAUUUGGUCCCAGAAAGGCCUGGUCUGCAGAUGAAAUUGAUGCUGUGACCGAGAUCAUGAGCGACAUUGACAAGUCGAGCGCCAACUUGGGCGUAGUCGAGCGCGCCAGAAUGUGUAAUUUGACUGAAGUUAGAGGCAAGAAGGCCAACUCAUGGUCUUCCCAGGAAGAGGAAGCUAUGCUGGAAAUCAUGGACAACCUCGAAAAACACCCAGCUCACGAACACAUGACCAUCAAACAGCGUGCCGAGAUGUGUCAGCUGCGUCUGAAGACCCUCUUUGGAACCGAUCGCACGUCUGUGGCCGUCAAGGUCCGAUACAACCUAAUCCGACGUAACAAAGAGGCUGACCAGAUGGACGACAACAACAACAACACUAAUGCCUCCGCCAAUGACUCUGUUAUGAAUGGGGUUGUUCCCGUUAUCCUAAGGACCCCUCUUACUGGUGAUUCCGAUAUCAAGAUUCCUCUUGCUGGUGAUUCUACUAUCAAGAUUCCUCUUGUCAGAGACCCUGUCAUCAAAGACUUUACACCAAUCAACCAUGCUGUCAGAAACGAUCUCAUUGACAGCGCUGAUCCCAAUGCGAGCAGCGUUGUGAGCAAGAUUCGUUGGAACGAUAAAGAGGACAAAGCCUUGCUCGAAGUUUUCAAGGAGAUUGAGCAAGAUUCAGGUGUGUCAACUGAACGCGAGAAGCUCAGAGUGUGCAGUGCACGACUUCUUUCCAGGCACAACAUCAAGAGGAGUGCCGAGAGCAUCAGAGGGCGUUGGGAAAGGCUCAACUCUUCAAACAACUCUUCAAACACUUCUUCAAACAACUCUUCUAACAACACCCCAAACAGUACCACGAAGAGAAAGAGGGUCGACAUCAGUAGCUCCAGCGAGGGCCUGUACCCAUUGAAGAGCCGCACGAAGCGUAGCAAGACGGAGACAAGAUUUGUUACCCAGCUGUUUGAUGCUGGAGAAGAGCGAAUUGAAGGAAUCCGAAGCUAG